Messenger RNA from Histoplasma mississippiense, 2421 nucleotides. RefSeq lists its product with no specific name. Gene Ontology annotation, molecular function: aldehyde-lyase activity. Gene Ontology annotation, biological process: carbohydrate metabolic process. NCBI's taxonomy places the organism in Eukaryota, Fungi, Ascomycota, Eurotiomycetes, Onygenales, Ajellomycetaceae. The transcript is spliced from 8 exons. The coding region runs from base 1 to 2421 and encodes 806 amino acids. The record is from RefSeq and is a predicted model, not a curated record.
AUGCCUGGGGAAAUCAUCGAUAAACCCAAUCCAAAACCGCUUCCGUCUCACCUACCUGAGGUAAUAGACCAACUGGCCGUUCAGCUAGCAAGAACAUCGCUAGACCAGAAUGUCAUUGAUUCUCUGCAGAGAUUCCAGCGUGCGGCGAACUAUAUUGCUGCCGCUAUGAUAUUCCUGCAGGACAAUGCAUGCUUAAAGCGAGAGUUGAAAUUUGACGAUAUUAAACCGAGAUUACUGGGCCAUUGGGGAACCUGCCCAGGGUUGACCUUUGUCUAUUCCCACCUGAAUUACUUGAUUUGCAAACAUGACCUUGACAUGAUAUAUGUCGUGGGGCCGGGUCAUGGCGCACCAGGAAUCCUAGCUGCGCUCUGGAUGGAAGGUUCUCUCGAGAAAUUCUAUCCAGGAUAUAGUCGAGACACGAAAGGCCUUACGAAGCUGAUCACUACGUUCAGUACCACGGGUGGAUUUCCAAGUCAUAUCAACGCCGAAACUCCAGGUGCAAUCCACGAAGGCGGCGAAUUGGGAUAUGCUCUAUCCGUUUCGUUUGGGGCGGUCAUGGACAAGCCGGAUUUGAUAGUCACAUGCAUUAUCGGUGAUGGCGAAGCAGAAUCUGGGCCGACAGCAGCGUCCUGGCACGGAUUCAAAUAUAUUGACCCUGCAGAAUCGGGGGCGGUGCUGCCCAUUCUCCACCUCAAUGGAUUUAAAAUCAGUGAACGAACCAUAUUCGGUUGUAUGGAUGAUCGCGAACUCAUCGCUUUGUUCGUGGGAUACGGUUAUCAACCACGAAUCAUCGACGAUUUGGAACAUGUUGACAUCGAUUUUCAUGGAGCACUAGAAUGGGCGUUGGAGGAAAUCCGCAAAAUACAACAGGCUGCUCGCUCCGGAAACCCGAUUAUGAAACCGCGUUGGCCUGUUUUGAUUUUGCGAACUCCUAAGGGAUGGACUGGUCCAAAACAAAUUCGUGGUCAAAUUAUCGAAGGUUCUUUCAAAGCUCAUCAAGUCCCUCUUCCUGGGGUCAAAAAGGACAAGGAAGAAUUGAAUGUGCUAAACGAAUGGUUGUCGUCGUACAAACCACAUGAGCUUUUUACAGAAGGCGGUGAUGUGAUAGAUGACAUUAAGGCUAUCAUCCCUCGAAAUGACUUGAAAAAGUUAGGGCAGCGAAGUGAUGUUUAUGAAUCGUACAGGACACUCAAACUGCGGGACUGGAAGGGAUUCCAUAUCGAGAAGGGCAAGCAGGAGAGCUCUAUGGAGAUUAUCGCCGAGUUCAUUGACCAAGUUUUCGUCGAUAACCCUCACUCUGUUAGGCUGUUUUCCCCAGAUGAGCUAGAGAGUAAUAAACUUGGUGGCGCACUAGCACACACGGGAAGAAAUUUCCAAUGGGACCAGUUUGCUAAUGCACAGGGUGGUCGCGUAAUUGAAGUAUUGAGCGAACAUAUGUGCCAGGGGUUUUUGCAAGGGUAUACAUUGACAGGUCGAGUGGGCAUUUUCCCUUCAUAUGAGAGUUUCCUCGGCAUUAUACAUACAAUGAUGGUUCAAUUUUCCAAGUUCACCAAAAUGGGCAGAGAGACCGUGUGGCGCCGUGAUAUUGCCAGUAUCAAUUACAUCGAGACAAGCACAUGGACUCGACAAGAGCACAAUGGAUUCUCGCAUCAAAAUCCAUCGUUCAUUUCAGCAGUGUUGAAUCUGAAACCAAACGCAGCCCGCGUUUAUUUACCACCGGACGCAAACACAUUCCUUUCCACGUUAAACCAUUGCUUGAAGUCCAAGAACUAUAUCAAUCUCAUGGUUGGGUCCAAGCAGCCCACGCCUGUAUUUUUAGGUCCAGAUGAAGCUGAAUGCCACUGUCGCGCGGGCGGUUCGGUGUGGAAAUUCGCAUCUACCGAUGAAGGAAAAGACCCGGAUGUGGUGCUUGUUGGCGUCGGUACAGAACUCACAUUCGAAGUCGUCCGGGCAGCCGCCCUACUCAGGGAACGGGUUCCAGAAUUGCGCGUGCGUGUAGUUAAUAUCACGGAUUUAAUGAUUCUUAGCAGGGAGACCAGUCACCCGCAUGCCCUGUCAGACGAAGCAUUCGACGCUCUCUUCACCAGCGAACGUACGAUCCAUUUCAAUUAUCAUGGGUAUGAGACUGAAUUGAGGGGACUUCUCUUUGGAAGGUCGCAGAUGGAACGGGUUACAAUUGCAUCAUACAUGGAAGAAGGAAGUACCACGACACCAUUUGAUAUGAUGCUGAUCAACCGAGUUUCUCGAUUCCAUGUUGCACAGGCUGCAGUUCGUGGUGGUGCCAUCAGGAACGAAGAUGUUAUGAUAAGGAGAUGCGAGCUGCUUUCUGAGUUUGACCAUAAUAUGAAUGAGACGAGGAAGUAUAUAUUGCAGCAUCAUAAGGACCCUGACGAUAUGUAUGACACGCCAAAAUUUUCUUGA